AUGCGACUGGUUUUCUCGAAUAAGGCAGGAAAGGCGAAGGUACAAUUGGUUGAUACGCCAAACGCUGAAUCUGAAUCUGCUCCCACGGAAAAAGAGGAGGUGCCCCCGUCGAAGAGUCCGGAUCCACCUGAAACACAAAACACAUCUCGACCACAACGUCGUCGUCGACCUCGUGUCAUUUCAUUGUCUGAGGCUCCCACUACGGGUGCAAGUACAGCCACAAGCAGUGAAGUUGCCAGUAAGGCUCCUACGGCACGUGGUCGCGCGGCUGCAGCAAAUUCCAAAAAUGCAGCAGCGGCCAAGGCUGCUGCAAACACUGAGGCGCCACCUUCUGCGGUAGCGCUAGAAAAUGGCAUCAUCCCAUCAGUCGAGCCUGCUGUUACUGAAGUCCCUCUGGCUGUGUUGGUUCCUCGAGCAGCGUUUGCAGGCAACUCAUUGAGUUCAGCUUGUUCAUCCUCCAUUCCCUCUCAUGUUGGUCAGGCCGAGAAAUCACAGUCAACUUCGCCCAGCGUUGCCAUUGCAACUGUUCGGCCAGUAGAGACGCGUACUGGUUUACGUAGUCAAACUACUCCCUUAUCCCCAACAGUUAGCCGUCAGAAACCUCUUGCGGAUCAGAGUAGCUCGCCAAAGAAUGCAGAUCCUGAAAAGGAAAGGAUCAAGAACGCCAAGGAAAUGAAGCCUCCUGUGAAACUUGGGCAAACUGUUGAUGAGGAACCCAUCGAUCAGCGUAAAGAGGAACCAGAGGUAACAACUUCGUCUAAAAGGAUGGUAACGAGAGGACCGAAGCGUACAUUGCGAAGUGCUCCUGCAAAAAAGGAAAUAGCUGAGAAUAUUACGUCGGCAUCAACCAAGGCUCCCACUGCUGCAGCACCAGGUUUACCCGGUGCUACUAUUCUCGAUCAACUCCUUCCUGCAAAUGAGGAAAGAUCGAGAACGCCGGUCACUGCAACAGGUGUUUCGAUACUAGACCAGUUACUUCCUGCUGAUCCGAGGCCUGAAACUCCUUUGUCAGCAGGUGUCUCUGUCCUGGACAAGCUUCUUCCGAGUGAAAACUAUGCACAAGCUACCCCUCCCGGUUCUGCAGGUCUUCCAAGUGUUGAUCAGCGAUCACAGAUUAAACCAACCAAAUCUAAGCAAAAUUUGCCUGCUCUUGACGCGCUCCAGUCCAACACACAGCUUCUUCUAUGUCUAUCAAAGCCGCUGAGCAAUUGGAGCAGUUCAAAAUCCAAGCGAAAGAUGAAGAGGUAA
Cooperia oncophora is the source of this 1248-nucleotide messenger RNA. The record is from the annotation of a GenBank genome assembly. Lineage: Eukaryota; Metazoa; Nematoda; Chromadorea; Rhabditida; Trichostrongylidae.